CUUGCAGCAUGUGCUCGAAGGUGGGCCCUUUCUGGCCCCACCGCUCGGGCAACGAUGCACUACAGGUUGCUUGUACUGUGUGCUCGGGUCGGGUGCACGCCUCCGAGGAGGACGUCCAGCACUACUGCACGUCCUCGUGCGUCCCAUUUGGGAGGCCUCGGUCGCUACUCCCCCCAUCCGCCCCUCGCAGGCCUCUGGAGGUUGACACCAACACCAAUAUCGGCGGUGUGCCUCCGCCGAGGGAAGAAGAUUCCGAUCCCGGGGAUGGUGGUAACAUUCUGGCUUCCAGGGUGGCCGAAGCGUUACCACCGACACCGGAAUCUGGGGUCAUCUCCCCCCUGUGGAGGCAGCCCCCUGUGUUGGUGUUGGUGCCCACUUCCAGGCCUCCGAGCCCCGCCCCCGUCCCGCGCGCCGCCACGCCCGAGCUACGGGGGUCCUCUCAAGGGCCCCGCCGCCCCGCGGGCGGGCCUGCCCACCGGCCCGCCGCCAGCUCCCCCGCUCGUGGAAGCGCAGGGCCCGAGCUCGCGGGAGCUCUGACGAGCCCGCCCCUCGUCGCCGUCGUCUGCCUCUCCUCCCUCAUGUUUCCGGCGUUGUUUCCUCUGGGCCUCCCCGGCCUCGCGCGCCUCCCGCCGGCCGCGGCGGCCAUGCCGCACGGCCGGGGCGAGGUGCCAGUGCGCGUGGCCCUGCUCUCGGGCGAGGAGCCGUACGGCAGCACUGGUGUGCUCGAGGCGCUCUCGGUGGCGGUGCAGAGGCGGCGGCCCGUGUUCGUCUGCCCCGUGGUCGACUUCGCAGCGUUCGAGGGUCUCCAGCGGGCCGCCGCCAGCGCCGCCGGCGACGCGCCGGCACCCGCGCCCGCGGGAGCGGCAGGAGCCCCAGGUGCCCGGGCAGCCCAGCCGGGCGGCGGCAGGAGCGCCCCUGCGCCGGCCGCCCCGCUCUCCACGAUGGUCAUGCUGAGGCCGCUGUCCACGGUGGAGGAGGCGUUCGCCGCGCUCCGGCACGAGCAGAUGCUCAGAGGCGACUUCGUGCGAGCUGAGCUACUCCUCGACGACGGAGGUGGGGGCCAGCGAGGUGCCGCAGCCCCGGCAGCGAGCCCCACCAGGGUGCUGAAGCGGGAGGAGACGUGCUGCGGGGCGGAGGCGGCGCCGCCACGCCGUGUGCGCUCGUGCUCCGGGUCCUCACCAACAAGAAGGCGCCUCCUUGCGAGCGCGCGCCCUUCCGCCUCUCGGCGGGCCUGGCCUUCCCCGCCUCGGGG
Prorocentrum cordatum is the source of this 1252-nucleotide messenger RNA. Lineage: Eukaryota; Dinophyceae; Prorocentrales; Prorocentraceae. The record is from the annotation of a GenBank genome assembly.